AUGAAUAAUAACAUUUCUAAUAUAGAAUCAUCAAAAAAUAUUAUUAUACAAAUUUGCCUAGUAACAGCUUGGCCAAUAACUGUGUCAGUUUGCCUUAUAACUGUGACAACACAUUUUCAAGUUCGCCUAGCAACGACAGUAACACAUUCUCAAGUUAGUCCAAUUACGGCAACACAUUCUCAAGUUUGUCUAACUGUAUUAGAACAUCCUACAGCACUUCAAACAACUACUAUAAUUCACACAACCUCAACAACUACUUCAGUUCAUUUA
Messenger RNA from Funneliformis caledonium, 270 nucleotides. NCBI's taxonomy places the organism in Eukaryota, Fungi, Glomeromycota, Glomeromycetes, Glomerales, Glomeraceae. The record is from the annotation of a GenBank genome assembly.